Messenger RNA from Portunus trituberculatus (swimming crab), 3096 nucleotides. RefSeq lists its product as uncharacterized. The record is from RefSeq and is a predicted model, not a curated record. The transcript has 11 exons. The coding region runs from base 22 to 2358 and encodes 778 amino acids. Gene Ontology annotation, cellular component: extracellular matrix. Gene Ontology annotation, biological process: extracellular matrix organization; cell adhesion. NCBI's taxonomy places the organism in Eukaryota, Metazoa, Arthropoda, Malacostraca, Decapoda, Portunidae. Gene Ontology annotation, molecular function: cell adhesion molecule binding.
UCAGUGCCUCAGUCUGCCACUAUGCUGCGUGUGUGUCGGUCAGUGCUGGUGGUGGUGGUGGUGGUGCUGGUGGGGACAGUGCUCGGGGAAGUAGGAGGUGAUGUGGGUAUUGGUGGAGGGAACCAUCGUCGUGCCCUCCCUCUCCCUUUCACCACCACCACCACCAUCGCGGAGGAAGGGGAGCUGCCUGAUGGGGGAGCGGCGGUGGCGGCAGGUCAAGGGUCAAAGUUGGUGGUGCCUGACCUGACUAGGGUAGACUCGGCCCUCCUGAAGCAGUCACAGGCGGACAAGUUCCUCUCCCUGUGGUACAUUUACGUGCUGGACCAACCUGUGGAGACCUCCAACGAGCCCUGGACGCUGCUGGUGCCGAAGAACGAAGGGCUGCCGAGGGGUGGUGGUUUCCUCACUGAGAAGGAAGCCACGAUGGACGCCCUUCUCAAUCACGUCAUUCUGGGGGAGGCCCUGCUGCCGCCCUCCGCCACCUCCUCCUCGUCCCUCACCCUCGGCGGCACAAACUUGAACUUCGCCACUGAUGAGGAGGGUGUGGUGACCGUCAAUGGCGUGAGGCUGACUGGGGAGGAACACCGCUUUAGUGACGGCGUGGUGUACAUUCUUGAGUCCGCCCUGCCCUCCUCUCCCGCUGUUACUAAGCUCGAGGAAGGCCAGAAGGAGGUGGCGGUACCGCUGGACGGACUGCGAGGGCCGCCCGUGGUGGUGAAGAAGGAAGGUGACGGUGCUCGAAGUGGUGGUGGUGGUGGUGGAAAGGCUGCCACGACCACCCGCCUACCGCCACUCACGCAUAGGUUCGCAACUUUCAAGCCACGCCACCGCUCAUCUACCACCACAGAGCGUCCCAACCGUCCAGUCCGCCCCUCCGCCCCGCGCCGCGCCGUCCUGCAGCCUGUGUUUGGAGAGGAGCCCCUGGAGCCUGCUGACCCACUAGCCCUCGAGCCUGCAGCAGGUUCUGGCGCCGGUGGGCUGUUUGAGGAGGUAGAUCUGGGCUUGGAAGGAUCAGCCGCCCCGCCGCCAGUGUCAACCAAAAGCGACGGUCCCUUCCUGCCUGCCUUCCUCGCCUCCCUCGAAGCUGGCCCCGGGUUCAUUGCUGCCGAGUUCCUUCAUCACUUCCACGACGCUAACAUCACCGAGAAAUUCCGUGACACUGGCAGAUACACAGCGCUGAUUCCUCAUGACGCUGCCUUCUACAGCUACUACCCGAUCGACUGGGGCUUCAAUCCCUUCCUGGUGCACAACUUCACCAAAGACGUGCUGCUCAACCACUUCGUCAGAGGAAACAUCGACCUGGACACCUUGCCGUCUCUCGCGGAGCUCACCACACUCGGGGGGCGCGUCAUCAAGUUUACCAGAAGAGGAGGCAAGCUGCUGGCCAACGGUGUGGAGGUGAUGACCGAGCUUGAGAAGAUGGUGUCCAGGGGCCGUAUCUUCUUCAUCGACGAGCUGCUUUUUGUGGACUACGACAGGGUAUUUGAGCUGCAGAGCCAACAUGGUGACCUGGAAACAGCCCCCCUGCUGGGCACUCCCUGGCCCUCCUCACAGUUCCUCUCUCACCUCCUGGGCUGGUCGGAGGAGCAGCCUGAGACAUCUUUCUUUGCCGAGUACCUCAACCACACCAACCUGGCCUACCUAGUGCCUGGCCAUGAUGAGGACCUGGAGCCCCUCAAAUACACAGCCUUCAUCCCCACGGACGUAUUCGUUUCCACCUCCCUCUAUGUUGAUGCUCCUGACCCAUUCCUGCUGGACAAGGAGCUGCGUGACCACCUGGUACUGAGUCACCUGGUGUCUGGCCGCUUCUACGAGGAUGACCUCAGAGCCGCCACCACCCUCACCACCCUGGCCAACACCACCCUCACAGUCACCAUCACUCCAGAGGGUGAGGUGGAGGUGGAUGGCAUCCGAGUGAUCACCCCGCACACCUUCCUCUACAACCUGGGCAACGUGUACCUGGUGGAAGGGCUGCUUGGUGUCACGGAUGAGGACAUAUUCAAUUCCAUCAGCAAGUUCUCAAGCCUGGACACCACAAAACUGGAGGGUGGAGGAAACCUUGUCGAUGUUAGACCAUACCUGAACCUGAACCCAGAAAAGGAAGAACCACAGACCAGCCCAGCCCCAACCACCCCAAACCUGCCCCCUGCACCACCUCCCACCACCACCACCACAACCACUACCACAACCACUACCCGUGCACCCCUCACUAGAGCCACUUCCCGCCCCUCCCGCUUCACUAGUCCCAGCCCCAGCCCCUCCCCCACCACCCCUCGGAUCCGCUUUGAGACCCGCACGGAGAUCAGCAUAUCGCGGAGAGUAAAUGACGGGGCAGUGGAGACAGUGGAGCGGCGGUGAAGGGUGGGGUGUGAUGGGGAAAGGAGAUGCUGGGUGAUGGGUGGAGAGGAAGGCAAGAGUGUUAAGUAAUGGGAAGGAAAGCAAGUGUUGGGAAGUGAAGGAUAGUGAAGAAGUGUUAACAUAAUGGUUGUGCAGCCUCUGAGAGCACUGAUUUCUAUGUUUAGAUUGUAUUGUACAGAGUUGUUGUUCUAGUUUGUUCCUCAGUGGUGUUUUUCAUGCAUGUCCAUCACCAGUGCUGCUACAAUUCAUGGCUAUUAUUACUGCACUUGCUACUAUCAUUGUUGCUUCUUACUCCAGGCUAUCCUAACACGACCUUGUACGUGUGUCGGUGGCCAGACCCAUCCAGCAGAGGCUGUGGGUGUGAUGGGGAACAGUGUCUGUGUACAAAUCCUCACUAAUUGUUACUGUGUAUAGGACUGUUCAGUCACCCCAGCACGGAGGACAGGUUGUUGUGAGGUUGUCAGGUGAAAGGUGCAUCACUCCAGUGGGGGGAGGGGGGAGGGAGGGGCUGAGUGAUACCUGGACCAAGUCUUCCUGUUUUCAUUACUGUUCAGAGGCUGUAGAUGCACCAAGGCAGCCUGCCUUAAACUAUUCAAGAGUAUAUUCCAUGUAUCCAGUUGCCCUGUAUUACCGUUAUUGACUCCAGGUGACUGUCUGUCCAUCAGUCAGAUAGUACAAUGCCUGUGUUAUACACAGGGCUUUAUAUAUAUAUAAUGAAAUUAAAUGUCUACAAUUGUU